AUGGAACGUCUCGUAAAGAAGAGAAAGGUCAUACGAGCUCAAAUUACUCGACUCAUCAACGACUACGAGAAUCGGCCACAGCCACUCGAUGAAAAUGAAGCGGCUAUCCUGCACGCCAGACUUGCCAGUUGGAAUAACGAAGUGAACUCGGUUAACGACGAAAUAGAGCCCCUGGUGACAGAUGAAGACGCGGAGAACGAGUUCCAACAGACCUGCGAAUAUAAAGACCGCAUCGUAGCCUGCCUCGCUCGCCUGCAGCGGCAAAUGACUGUUACGAGUCGCCCAACGAACGCCGAACCAGCGGGAAAUGGCAGCGCUUCACAGACAACGUCGGAGCUUAGGACAAGGGUGAAGCUCCCGAAAUUUGAGCUUGUGAAGUUCAGCGGGCGGCGCUCAGACUGGCAGCCGUUUUGGGAAGUGUUUGAACAGGUGGUUGACAAGAACGAAGAACUGUCACUACUUGACAAAUUCCACUACCUGAGGUCGUCAGUCACCGGCGAUGCUGCUGCUGCUCUUGCGGGGAUACCACCUACGUCUCGAUGCUAUCGCGACGCCGUAGAGCUUCUGAAAGGUCGUUUCGGGAACAACGAGCUCCUGAUGCAAGAGCACAUGAGGAGCCUGCUAGACAUCAAACCGGUGCGCUCUUCGGAUGACGUACGAAGCCUUCGCCGCCUCUACGACACUCUGGCCGCACACAUAUGCGGACUUGAGUCGCUGGGAAGGAAACUCCACACCUACGGUGCAAUGCUGCUACCUGUGGUUCAGAGGGCCAUUCCUCGGGACAUUCUUCUCGACUUUGGAAGGAAGUGCGCCACGGACGCCAACUCUACCUUCGACGAUCAGCGGAGUUCGUCCACCGAGGGACCGGAGCCAACAACACCGGAGGGAGACAGAGCAACGGUUCAGUGUAGCGGAAAGUCGUCAAAUGCUCGCGUGCGAGUUAUGUUUGAUGGGGGUAGCCAGCGCUCCUAUAUCACCUCACUUACCGCACAGAAGCUUGGAUGUGAGCUGGUGGGACAAGAGAAACUGAGUGUUGGCUUCUUUGGAGGACACCAAGAAGAACGGCCAUUUCGAAGAGUAAAGGUGUUCCUGGAAGCGAAAAGGGGUGAGAAGCGGGAACUUGAAGUGCUUGAGACGGAUGUGAUAUGCGACCAAACGAUUCCCGAACCACCAAAACAAACAUGGGAGAAAUUGGAAGCUUUGGGAUACGCAUGUGCUGAUUUCAGCAACGGCGACGGUCCGAAAGACAUUGGCUUGCUGAUUGGAGCCGAUUACCUAUGGGAGCUGACCACUGGCCGAACGGUCAAAUUAGGGAAACGGCUCAGAGCAGUGGAAACGGCAGCGGGAUGGACGGUGCAGGGUCCCGUUGAGGGAAGCAAUAACGACAGUCACUGCACCCAAACCGUGACGCUCCGCACUUCGGUUAUCGAGGGGACAGGCGACAUGCUCAGCAAGUUUUGGACGCUAGAGUCGAUUGGCGUUCUUGAAGGGAAGGAAACAAGAAGUCCUACGCUGGAUUUCUUUGAAGGCACGGUCGCCACGGUCGACGGACGCUACGAAGUCUCGCUGCCCUGGAAAAAUGAAAUAGCUCUCGGGGACAACAGGGCAGUCGCCAUGAAAAGACUUAAUCAGCUGACUAACCGUCUCAAGAAGUCCCCUGACUUGCUCGAGGAAUAUGACCAAGCAAUUAGGCGGUACCAUGCGAUGGAUAUGGCGGAACGGGUUGCAAGCGAUGCUAACGACAACCACGUCCUCUAUUACAUGCCGCACCAGGCCGUCGUUCGAGAAUCCAGAAAACUCCGGGUUGUAUUCGACGCUUCGUCAAGCAUAAAGAAUUCGAAGAGUCUCAACGAAAACCUCGAGACUGGACCAAAUAUGACGGCAGAUCUCGUCGGCCUGUUGCUAAACUUCCGGAGCUAUCGUGUCGCCCUGGUCGCAGACAUUGAGCAGGCCUUCCUACAAAUCGGAGUAAGACCAGAAGAUAGGGACGCUUUGAGAUUCAUGUGGUACCGAGAUACCCCUCGGCCUGGAGAAACGUUGCCUGUCAUUGACACAUGGCGCAUGAAGCGCGUCCCAUUUGGAACCACGGCCAGUCCGUUCUUACUUUCGGCUACGCUGCAACAUCAUUUAAAGGCAUGCGAAGUUCAGUUCCCGUCAACCGCAGGUCGUCUGAAGCGAAGCCUCUAUGUGGAUGAUCUUUUGACUGGAGCAAACAGCGAAAAAGAGGCUCUGAGGUUGUACACGGAGGCCAACGCUAUAUUCAGCGCCGCCUCAAUGAAACUCCACAAGUGGUCUUCCAACAGCGAGCGCCUACGGCGGCGGUUUGAGGGAGAUGGUGUUGCACCCAAACAUCUGGGAUUCUUACCCGGCGUGCUGAAAGUUUUGGGCCUGGCCUGGGAUCCCAUAACAGAUGAGCUGACUUUCGUCCCUUGUGUUAGCGACAAUGCCUCAGAAAGGGCCACCAAGCGCUCCAUGCUCCAAACAACAGCUAGGAUCUACGACCCGCUGGGAUGGUUGUCUCCCUUUCUCGUGCGAGCUAAGAUCUUGUUCCAGGAGCUAUGGCUGAGAAAUAUUGAGUGGGACGACAUCCUGCCGGAAGACAUCGAAGGGGAGUGGAGCGCAUGGAGAGACGAGCUGCAGCACAUUCCUGACAUACACGUACCACGUCAUUACGGAGCAAACGUAAGCGGCCAGCAGAUGACAUGUUUGCACAUAUUUGCCGACGCCAGCCCAGUAGCCUACGGCGCAGUGGCCUACCUGGUUAUCGAGACAAGCGAGGGAGUCACCUCAACAAUUGUUAUGAGCAAGUCAAGAGUUGCACCUCUCAAGAAAUUGACCCUCGCAAGACUGGAGCUCAUGGCAUGCCUACUUGCAUCUCGAUUAUGUCAGUACUUGUUGACGACGCUUGAAGAACGUCCUGAGCGAGUUGUUUUGUGGACAGACUCGGCAAUCGCUCUCUGUUGGAUACGUGGGAACGGUCAUAAAUGGCAGGAGUUUGUGCGCAACCGCGUCCUCGAAAUUCAAGCCAGCACCAGUGACUACACCUGGAGAGACUGUCCUGGCAAGGAAAACCCGGCGGAUCUCCUUACUCGCGGCCUGCCUGCCUCUCGUUUGGCAACGUGUGAGCUGUGGUGGACAGGACCGUUAUGGGUGCUUUCGCCGGAAAGUGAGUGGCCUCAAGGUUUUCCGGAGACCACGUUUACCAACACCGAAUUAGAACAGAAGAUGGAGACUAAGGUGUUACCGGCAACAGUAUCUUCAACUCCUCCCAAUGAUCUUGUGGACGUCAAGCGAUUCAGCUCUUUCACCAGGCUGAUCCGUGUCACUGCUUGGGUGCUGCGCUUUGUUGCAAUGAACGCUGAGUAUGUGCACCAGAUACCCUGA
Molecule: messenger RNA, 3384 nt
Organism: Rhipicephalus sanguineus (brown dog tick)
Lineage: Eukaryota; Metazoa; Arthropoda; Arachnida; Ixodida; Ixodidae
Exons: 3
Coding region: 1-3384 (1127 amino acids)
Molecular function (GO): nucleic acid binding
Source: RefSeq, a predicted model, not a curated record